Molecule: messenger RNA, 2274 nt
Organism: Perognathus longimembris pacificus (Pacific pocket mouse)
Lineage: Eukaryota; Metazoa; Chordata; Mammalia; Rodentia; Heteromyidae
Gene: Cldn15
Product: claudin 15
Exons: 5
Coding region: 1431-2114 (227 amino acids)
Biological process (GO): cell adhesion; bicellular tight junction assembly
Cellular component (GO): bicellular tight junction; plasma membrane
Molecular function (GO): structural molecule activity
Source: RefSeq, a predicted model, not a curated record
GCCCACAUCCUUCCUUCCUCUCCUCCCCCAUGGCCCUUCCGUGGCUUUCUGUGGCCCAGCACCCUGUCCCAGGGGAAGGCUGAGAUUUAUGUCCCGGGUCUCCUCUCACCCACUCAGCUGCCUCUCACGUCACCAAUGGAGUUUUCCACACCAGAGGCCCCCACUCAGCUUCCUUCAAGGCCUCCGCCCUUCCCUCCCUUUGUCUCCUCUGAGGAGGAAGGGGGCCAUGCAGGGCAGGACAGGGUGCCCUGGUGUGGAGUGGUGUGUGGGAGAGGUUGGGGGCACAGGGCAUCCCAGUUCAGCCUGUGGAGCGGGAGGCCCCACCCAGCCCACUUUGCCUGCACCCUGUGGUGCCAGGCUCUGCGUAGGCCUGUGUCCUCACCGCAUACCUCUCGUUCCACAGCGCCUGCCUGGCCAGUGGGGAUGGGAAGAGGCACCUACCAGGAAAGGGGGUUGGUAAUGGGAGGAUGGGUGCCCCCCCCCAGGUCUAUGGCCACCUUGCCCUAGACAGGUGCUGGGCGUGGCUUCCAGUCCAUCAUCAUUAAUACAGCAGGUGACAGCCGUUGGUUGGUAACGGAAAGCUUUAGCCCCUGGGCAAAGAAACCUAGCUAGAGCCAAAGGUCAGCUCCUAGAGCCAGGAAAGCCGAGUUUGGGCAGGUGGCUCCCCUCAGCCUGUAGCAUUCAGAUGGGUACUUGGCAAGCACUAGCAGGUAAGGACUGUGAUCCCCAAAUGACAACCCCAGAGCCUGUAGUGCCAGUCAGCCCAGGGCCCCCAAAGCCCCUGGGUAAGAUGGCAUCUAGUCUGGACCAGCAGGUGGGGUCCAGAUCCCCUAGCUUCCCACCCCUUUGCCAGCCUGCUUAGUCCUCUGUGAACUGGCACCCUGGGGGGCUGGCUGUGCCCCGGGGGUAGGCAGGGAGCUAGCCUGAGGUGCAUUUCUUUGGGUACUGUUAACUUUCCCCUCUUUGCCAGUCUGACUCCAUUCUCUGGCCCUGGUGAAAUCUGAGUCAGAGCCAGAGCCGGCCACUUCCCCUUGGCUGUGAUGUCUCCCUUGGGGCGCUCCUGCCCCAGGGCAGGGGCUGGGCUGCUGUCCUUCCAGGCGAUAGUCUCUGGGCAAGUCCACUCCUCCACCUGGCAGGGCGGGGAAUGGGGCGGCCCGGAGGCUGGGGGCGGGGGUGGACUUUUGGCCAUUUUUCCCUCCAUCUCUUGUCAACAGCUGCAGAGUGAGCCUUGCUCCACUCACUCCUCUGACCUGCGAGGAAGCAGAGACCCAGAGGGCAGUAGAGAACCCUAGAGACUGAGGUGGAGGUGGAGGAGCAGCGGGUGGAGCUCUUCAGCGAGGCUCCCUGGCCAGAGCCCCUUGGGGGCCCCCCAGGGGUGCUGCCCUCCUGCCUCUGUGGGGCCGCUGCCCCAGGGGGGCCUGCUGCUCAGGAUGUCUCUGGCUGUGGAGACAUUUGGCUUUUUCCUGUCGGCCCUGGGGCUGCUGAUGCUGGGGCUGACGCUGCAAAACAGCUACUGGCGUGUGUCCACCGUGCACGGCAACGUGAUCACCACCAACACCAUCUACGAGAACCUCUGGUUCAGCUGCGCCACCGACUCCCUGGGUGUCUCCAAUUGCUGGGAGUUCCCGUCCAUGCUCGCCCUGUCUGGGUAUGUCCAGGGCUGCCGUGCUCUCAUGAUCACCGCCAUCCUCCUGGGCUUCCUGGGCCUCGGUCUAGGCCUGCUGGGGCUGCGCUGCACCAAUUUUGGAAGCAUGGAGCUCUCCAGGAAAGCCAAGCUGGCGGCCAUCGCAGGCGCCCUGGACAUACUGGCUGGAGUCUGCGGGAUGGUGGCCAUCUGCUGGUAUGCGGUCAACAUCACCCAGAACUUCUUCAACCCUCUGUACAACGGGACCAAGUAUGAGCUGGGCCCUGCCCUCUACCUGGGCUGGAGCGCCUCCCUGCUGUCCAUCCUGGGUGGCAUCUGCCUCGGCUCCAGCUGCUGCUGUGGCUCCAAAGAGGACCCGGCCACUCGGCCCAGGCUUCCAUACAAGGCAUCUACGGUGGUGGUGGCGGCCCCUGCCUCCUCGGAUGAAGACAUUAGCUUUGGAAAAUAUGGCAAAAAUGCUUACGUGUAGGUGUAAUAGGUAUUGGAGUCCUGGCCUGUGGACCCCCCAGCUCUCUGCAUCACCCCCCAGUGGGAAGGGUCCCCUUCCCAGCCCUGGGACCAACUGCCCCUAAAAAACUCAGGGAAGUCCUGCCCAGGCGCACCACUACCUCCUCUUCCUUGUCCCCUUU